Xiphias gladius (swordfish) is the source of this 3283-nucleotide messenger RNA. It is a transcript of the gene septin4b, whose product is annotated as septin 4b. Gene Ontology annotation, biological process: regulation of exocytosis; cytoskeleton-dependent cytokinesis. Gene Ontology annotation, molecular function: molecular adaptor activity; GTP binding; GTPase activity. The coding region runs from base 25 to 1554 and encodes 509 amino acids. NCBI's taxonomy places the organism in Eukaryota, Metazoa, Chordata, Actinopteri, Istiophoriformes, Xiphiidae. Gene Ontology annotation, cellular component: synaptic vesicle; cell division site; microtubule cytoskeleton. The record is from RefSeq and is a predicted model, not a curated record. The transcript is spliced from 12 exons.
GAGUGCACUCUUGCCCCAACUGCAAUGGAGGACAGUGACCAUGAGGCUCACUCUUCAUCAGACGAGCAGGACUCCUGCCCUGCCUCCCCUAAUCACAGCAGGGACCAUGAUGCUGAGCAGCAUUCAAGCCUUUCAGACGACUCAGAGGUGGAGAACAUUAUGCAAGACCCUCACUACCAAGGAGGGCAUGGUCACAGCCACCACCAUGACCACGACCACAAGCACCACCAUUACCAUCAUGGCCCUGAGCCUCAUGAUGCAGACAGGGAAGCUGAGGGCGAAGACCGCCCCCAUACCCCAUCUUAUUUGCGUCCCCCUGUGGCAGGUAGGGCGCAGUCGGAUUCAGGUUCAGACCCCAGUUUGCCGCAGAGCAGAAGUGUGGAGUUUGACUUGUCGUCCCCCAUCAGUCCCUCCAGGCCCAAGAGCCCGUGGGGUCGAUUUGACCCUUACAACAACAACGAGGACCAGGACAAGGAAUAUGUCGGUUUUGCAACAUUGCCAAACCAGGUCCAUCGCAAGUCAGUCAAGAAGGGAUUUGACUUCACACUCAUGGUGGCAGGGGAGUCUGGCCUGGGAAAGUCCACUUUGGUCAACAGUCUGUUUCUCACAGAUCUUUACAAAGAUAGGAAGCUGCUCAAUGCUGAAGAGCGAAUCACACAAACAGUAGAAAUCACCAAACACACAGUGGAUAUAGAAGAGAAAGGUGUCAAACUGAAGCUCACCAUUGUGGACACCCCUGGAUUUGGGGAUGCUGUAAACAACACUGAAUGCUGGAAGUCAGUGGCUGACUACAUCGACCAGCAGUUCGAGCAGUAUUUCAGGGACGAGAGCGGCCUCAACCGCAAGAACAUCCAGGACAACCGUGUACACUGCUGUCUCUAUUUCAUCUCACCCUUUGGUCAUGGUCUUCGGCCUUUGGACGUGGAAUUUAUGAAAGCUCUGCAUGAGAAGGUUAACAUCGUCCCCGUUUUGGCCAAAGCUGACACACUCACCCCAAGUGAGGUCAAGAAAAAGAAAAUCAAGAUCAGAGAGGAGAUUGAACAGUAUGGUAUCAAGAUAUACCAGUUUCCUGACUGCGACUCUGAUGAAGACGAGGAAUUCAAGCAGCAGGACCUCGAGCUGAAGGAAAGCAUUCCCUUUGCGGUAAUUGGCAGCAACACAGUGGUGGAGGCCAAAGGGAAGAGGGUGCGGGGCCGUCUGUACCCCUGGGGCAUCGUAGAAGUGGAGAACUCGGCACACUGCGAUUUCGUGAAGCUGAGGAACAUGCUCGUUCGCACGCACAUGCAAGAUCUCAAGGACGUGACCCGGGAGACCCAUUACGAGAACUACAGAGCCCAGUGCAUCCAGAGCAUGACCCGCAUGGUCGUGAAGGAACGUAACCGCAAUAAACUAACCAGGGAGAGCGGUACAGACUUCCCCAUCCCCGUGGUGCCUGGAGUGACGGACAGCGAGACAGAAAAGCUCAUCCGAGAGAAAGAUGAGGAGUUGCGGCGGAUGCAGGAGAUGCUGCAGAGGAUCCAGGAUCAAAUGCACACUCAGAAAGACGCCUACUAACACAGGACACCAGUCACGCUGUACACUUCUCUCUCUCACUGGGAUUAAAAAAAACAAAAACCCACACCCAGGAUACCUUGAUUCCUCUCUAGAACAUUGACAUCCCUACGUGUCCACCCAACCACCGCUCAACCUCAUCAGCAGCACGUUACACAUGGAUCAGGGACCUGCGAGGAGGUGGUAAGACGAUCUGACAUUUGCAGCUUCACGACUCCCUUUAUCCUCUCCAGAAUCUCUGACAUUAGUGGCACCACUGCUGCAAAACACUCAACCCUCCUCCACCCCACUGUUUUCUGGUCUGUCAAAAGAAUAAAAUCAUUGAAAAAUGGACAGGUUUGAUGUUUGAAUAAAUCGGUCUCUGGUUUGAGGGUUAGUUCACAUAUCUGAACUUUAUUUAGCCACAUGAUCACGGGGUUAUUGUUUUUUUUUUUGUUUUUUUUUUACACGAGGUCUUAUAUAAGGUUUACAUCUAAGUACUGGUGACCUGCCUAGAUUUUUUAUAAGCACGCUUUUCUGGUGAAAGUGUUUAUUUUUAUUAUCCUUAUAGAUCAACAUGCAUAUAUACUGUCAUAAUUUAAUUUUCUAUAUUACACUCAAAUAUUUUUUCUACAGUUUUUCAUCUUUUACUGUAUUUGUUCUUGGUUUUAUUUAACUACACGCUACAACACUGCUGGACAUCAUGUAUGGAGGAUUUAUUUAUGUAGAGGUUCCUGUUUGCUUUGAUUUGAAUUUUGUUUCAUCGGUGUCUGCAUGUUUAUCGUAGUUGCCACCUCCGCUUCCUGACAGCAUGGAUGUUAGCGGCUCUGCUCCACGUCAGCCAGUCUGAACUCACAUAAGAAGCCACCACAUACUGGUUUCCACAUCAACAUUUAAAAUAAUCUAGCCUUUUAAAUGACAGAGGAGUCUUUCAUUAUUAUUUGGAGAAUUCCCCAAAGUAGAGUUGUUUCAGAGUCAUCUCAUACGUGGUUGUAUGAUGACAGAACCAUCCACAGGUCACAUGUGAGAGCUGAUGACACCGGUCGGUGGUCAGAGCCGAUGACGACUUUGAUAAGACAGGACCCUUGAUUUGCAUGAGGUGAGUGUCCAAGGGAAGGGAUGCAUCAGAGGCCAUGCAGUGUAUUUAUUUUUGCAUGUGUUUGUGAAGGUUACUCAGAUUGCAGAUCAAUGUAGUGAUCAUAAGGUUAUUUAUGGGCAAAGAAAACAUGUAGCUACUCAACUGUUGGGGGAAAUAUAUUGAGAAGAGGUGGAAUUUUUUUUUUUUUUUUUUGCUAUAAUGGUGUCCUCACUUCACGGGAAGUCAUAUGUUGGAUGUGUGCUAACCUUAACGUUUAUCUUAUAACCAAAGCCAACAAUGACAAACUUAAUUGUCCUAAAUUUUCCUUUUCAAAGUGUGAGUUUUGUUUUGUAUUGACAUGAAGAAUAUCGUUUUGGAAUAACUUAUCAAAGCCAAGAGUAAUGAUCAGAGCUGUUUAAUGAACUUGAUUCUCUUGCUAAUCAUUUCUAUGUUCCGAGUACAAAGGUACAAACCUUUACUCUCUUUUUUUCAAAUCAGAUGACUCUGCCAUGUUGUGUGACCUUUGUUUAAAAAAAAAAAAAAAAAAAAGAACAUUCCUUGAGCUUCUGUCCCAGAGUCAGGUAUUACUUUUUCUUUCUUUUUUUAACUCGUUUGUUUUAUAUUAAAUUUGUCUUUUGUUGUUAUACUUUUUGGAGUAUAUUUAUGUAAUAAAUU